Saccoglossus kowalevskii is the source of this 3037-nucleotide messenger RNA. RefSeq lists its product as uncharacterized. The record is from RefSeq and is a predicted model, not a curated record. Gene Ontology annotation, molecular function: hydrolase activity. NCBI's taxonomy places the organism in Eukaryota, Metazoa, Hemichordata, Enteropneusta, Harrimaniidae.
ACGAAGUCAGUGGUUUGCUAAAUAUGGCGGUGUCUUCGUUGUACCUGGGUGUUGACGUUGGUGGUACCAACACUGACGCUGUAGUGUUGAGCGGAGAUAAAGUGACAGGAUGGGCGAAAACUGCCACUACCAAAGAUAUCACAAGUGGUAUAACAAUGGCAAUAAUGGGGGCUCUGCAGGACAUGAAAUCCCAAGGUCACCAAGGUCAAAUAUCGCAGGUCAAUAUUGGCACUACACAUUUUCUCAACGCAGUAAUUCAGAGAAAAAAUCUGGCAAAGGUAUCAGUAAUCAGAUUAUGUGGACCAGCUUCAACCAGCCUGCCACCAUGCAUUGAUAUCCCAUCAGAUCUGUCAAAGGUAAUAUGUGCAUCUACACAUUUACUGCAAGGUGGAUAUGAAUACGACGGUAGAGAAAUAACAUCUGUGGAUGUACAGGAAGUUAAAAGUUGUAUUCAAUUAUUGAAAGAGCAAGGAAUUAGAAAUGUGGUUGUUUGUGGUAUAUUCUCUCCAGUUAAUCCAACCCAAGAAUUAAAGGUGGCCUCCAUAUUUAAAGAAGAGUACCCUGAUGUCAGUCUAACUUUGUCACACACAAUAAGCCAAAUUGGUUUGCUGGAAAGGGAAAGCGCAGCAAUAUUGAAUGAGAGUUUAAAGCCACUCUGUUUACAAACCAUCAGUGCCUUUCAGACUGCCCUGCAACAGCUGGGACUUGAUUGUCCUUUUUACCUGACCCAGAAUAAUGGCACAAUUCUCAGUGCUAAACACGUCUUAGAGUUUCCAGUGCGUACAUUUUCAUCUGGGCCAACAAACAGUAUGCGAGGAGCAGCACAUUUAUCUGGAGUUAAAGAUGCUAUUGUUUUAGACAUUGGUGGGACGUCUACUGAUGUGGGUUGUCUGAAUAAAGGACUUCCAAGGCUUGCUUCAACACAUGUAGAGUUGGGUGGAGUGAGAACCAACUUUAGGAUGCCUGAUGUGCUAUGUAUAGGACUUGGCGGAGGUUCACACGUAAAUAUGGUACAGAGUAACAAUGGAAAAAAGUCUGUCAAAGUCGGCCCACUGAGUUGUGGCAACAAUCUUACUGUCCAAGGGAUGGUUUUUGGUGAACCAGUUGGUGAAAAGGUGUUGACAGCAACAGACAUUGCAGUUGCAGCAGGACUUGUAAACUUAGGGGACCCUAGCAAAGUGGCACACUUAGACAAGCAGUUAAUUGACAGUGCAGUUGAAGAAAUGCAUUUCAUGGUAGAGUCUGCAAUUGACAAAGUUAAGUUGAAAUCCAUGGACCAACCCAUAAUACUGGUCGGUGGGGGCAGCAUUCUAGUUGAUGAAAGGAGACAGUUACAAGGGGUAUCUACUGUUAUCAAGCCGCCACACUUUGAGGUUGCAAAUGCUGUAGGGGCAGCCCUGAGCCAAGUGAGUGGUGAAAAAGAUGUGGUGGUGAGAAUGGACAAGGCAGUCCAAGAUAUGCUGAAUGAAAAUUCAACAGACGAUGAGAUCAAAAAGGCCAAAGAAAUUGCAAGACAACAUGCUAUCGAUGCGGCAAAGAAAAAGGCAAUCCAGGAGGCAGUGAAUGCUGGAGCUGAUGAGAGCACAAUAGAGAUUACAGAUUUUGAAGAAAUACCGUUGACCUACCUGACUGGUAAUGCAGUGAGAUACAAAGUACAGGCCAUAGGAUCUCUCAAGUUAACUGAUCAACAAUGUCAUUCUGCUACUGUUGAUGUGGUUGUCAAGCAACCAGAGAAAGAUGAAGCUCCUCAGGAAGUAUUACAAAGUCAAGCUUGUGAUCUGUUUAAAGUAGGGAAUGCACCUGCACCAUCAGAAGAGGCAUCAGUGACAGUAGAACCAUUGGCGGCGAAAGACAAUGCCAGUGAUGAUCCACACAUUGAUACUGUCACAGGGGAAUGGUUGCUAUCAGAGCGAGACAUCGACUGUAUUUCUAUAGGUGCUACUAUUCUUGGAUGUGGUGGAGGAGGGAAUCCGUAUUUUUUAAAACUGCAAACCAAACGUCAAAUUCAAGAUGGUAAAAGAAUAAGAGUUAUAACACCUGAGAGAAUUAAUGAUAAUGGUAUUGUUUCUUGUAUUGCCUAUAUGGGAGCUCCGAUGAUAACGAUAGAAAAACUGACUUGCGAUAGUGAAUUAGUUGGCUCUGUUUUAUGCAUGCAAAAUAUACUGAAGUCUGGUUACAGUGAUGGCUAUAUUCAGGAUGAAGAUGGAAUUAAUGUCAAAGAGAUAGAUGGACUCAGAUAUAUUGAUGACUAUCACAGUGACUGUACAUCAGUAAUGAAACCGGAUGCGACAAAUACUUUGACUGCUCUAAUGAGUGCUGAGAUAGGUGGUCUUAAUUCAAUGGCACCGUUGUACGUUGGCAGUGUUCUAGAUAUUCCAGUUGUAGAUGCCGAUGGUAUGGGAAGGGCAUUUCCUGAGUUACAAAUGUUUGUUCCAAAUAUUUGUGGUCUACCUAUGCAUCCAUGCUGCUUGUCAGAUGAGAAAGGUAGAAGAGCUGUUGUGUUAAAGGCAAACACUGCGAAAGAUAUUGAAGAUUAUAUGCGUAAAGUUGUGGUAGAAAUGGGAUGCAAAGGAGCCCUUUCUUGUUGUACAUUCAAUAAAGAAGACAUCAUGUCCCACAGUGUGAAGUAUUCUAUCAGUAGAGCUUGGCGUCUCGGUCAAGCUGUAAUUCAUGCUAAGAGUAUCAAGGCAGACCCGAUACAAGCAAUAUUGAAGUGUGAAAAUGGAAAACUUUUAAUUAAUGGAAAGGUUUUAGCAUGUGUUCCUGACUUGAUCACUAUCAUUGACACCGACACUGGGGAGUGUAUUCCCACUGAUGAAGUACGAUAUGGACUACGUGUCACUGUGCUUGUGUUACCAUCAGCGCAUGUUCUAAGAACACCUACAGCAUUAGAGGUGAUUGGUCCACAGGCAUUUGGAUACUCAGAAGAAGUACAGUACCAUCCAGUGUGUGACAGCUCUGCUUAUGAUCCAAUACCACCAAUGUAGUUCCUAUUCAUACAGUAAAUAUCAUAUACUGUAUAUCAUGGUAUAUAUAA